Orycteropus afer afer is the source of this 2070-nucleotide messenger RNA. NCBI's taxonomy places the organism in Eukaryota, Metazoa, Chordata, Mammalia, Tubulidentata, Orycteropodidae. The record is from RefSeq and is a predicted model, not a curated record.
AUGGCACAGGUAGAGAAACGGGGAGGCUUGCUCCGGAAAUCUUCAGCCUCCAAAAAACCACUGAAGGAAAAAGUGGUGCUGAUGUAUGAUGAAAUCUUCAUGACAGAAGACCCCAGUAAAUGCAGUCCUCGGUUUUGGGAGGAACUCUUCCUCAUGAAGGUGAAUUUAGAGUACUUAGAAGGCAAGUUGGAAUCUCUUGAUGGAGAGGAAUUAAUGAAGAUCAAGGACAAUAUUAAUUGUUUAUUUCAACACUGCAUCCAGGCUCUGGGAGAGGAGCAUCCAAUUCGAGUUGUCAAUGCAUUGCAGACCUUGUGUGCACUCAUUCGAGGAGUCCAUCAGAAGAAUAAGUCUACGUCUGGGUUUGACAUUAUCAACAUGCUGAUGGGCUUUGACAAAGCGGAGCUGUGCAUGAAGAACUUGAUGGAGAGUUUGGAUUCAUUGCUUUGUGCAGAAGGUUCUGAAAGUCUGAAGAGUUUAUGUCUGAAACUUCUCCUUUGUUUAGUGACUGUGACAGAUAACAUCAGUCAGAACACUAUCCUGGAAUAUGUAAUGAUCAACAGCAUAUUUGAAGCAAUUUUACAGAUACUCUCCCACCCCCCAAGUCGUAGGGAGCAUGGAUAUGAUGCUGUUGUCCUCUUGGCUUUGCUGGUGAACUAUAGAAAAUAUGAGUCUGUGAAUCCUUACAUUGUGAAGCUGUCUAUUGUGGAUGAUGAGGCCACGCUCAAUGGAAUGGGACUUGUGAUUGCUCAGGCUUUAUCUGAGUACAACAGGCAGUAUAAAGACAAGGAAGAAGAACACCAGAGCGGUUUUUUCUCUGCUUUAACAAACAUAGUGGGCAGCAUGUUCAUAGCAGACGCCCAUGAGAAAAUAUCUGUACAAACCAAUGAGGCUAUUCUUCUGGCACUUUAUGAAGCUGUUCAUUUAAAUCGUAAUUUCAUCACAGUGUUAGCCCAGAGUCAUCCAGAAAUGGGCUUGGUGACGACCCCUGUCAGUCCUGCUCCAACAACCCCAGCCACACCGCUUGGGACCACACCACCCUCCUCUGAUGUUAUAAGUUCAGUGGAACUCCCACUGGAUGCAGAUGUACAGACCAGUAAUCUACUGAUAACCUUCCUAAAAUAUAGCUCCAUUGUCAUGCAGGACACCAAAGAUGAGCACCGGCUUCACAGUGGCAAACUCUGUUUGAUUAUCCUUACAUGUAUUGCAGAGGAUCAGUAUGCCAAUGCAUUUUUGCAUGAUGACAACAUGAAUUUUCGAGUAAACUUACAUAGAAUGCCCAUGAGGCACAGGAAGAAGGCAGCAGACAAGAAUCUCCCCUGUCGACCCUUGGUGUGUGCAGUACUGGACUUAAUGGUAGAGUUUAUUGUAACACACAUGAUGAAGGAGUUUCCUAUGGAUCUCUAUGUACGCUGUAUUCAGGUAGUACAUAAACUGCUUUGCUACCAGAAGAAGUGUAGAGUGCGCCUGCAUUACACCUGGCGGGAACUCUGGUCAGCCUUGAUCAAUUUGCUGAAGUUCCUUAUGUCAAAUGAGACUGUACUUUUGGCCAAACACAACAUUUUUACGUUAGCCCUUAUGAUUGUGAACCUAUUUAAUAUGUUUAUCACAUAUGGAGACACAUUCUUGCCCACCCCCAGCAGCUAUGAUGAACUCUACUAUGAGAUUAUCCGCAUGCACCAGAGCUUUGACAACCUCUACUCCAUGGUCCUGAGGCUUUCUACCAACGCAGGCCAAUGGAAAGAAGCAGCUAGCAAAGUGACCCACGCAUUGGUUAAUAUCAGAGCCAUCAUCAACCACUUUAACCCCAAAAUUGAGUCCUAUGCUGCUGUGAAUCACAUAUCCCAGCUGUCAGAGGAACAGGUGCUGGAGGUAGUACGAGCCAACUAUGACACGCUCACACUGAAGCUGCAGGAUGGCCUGGACCAAUAUGAGCGCUACUCGGAGCAGCACAAGGAAGCUGCGUUUUUCAAAGAGCUGGUUCGAUCCAUUAGCACCAACGUCCGGAGAAACCUGGCCUUCCACACGCUCAGCCAGGAGGCCCUGCUCAAGGAGUUCUCCACCAUUUCCUGA